UUACCUGUCCGCUUUCACUUACUUUAAUUCCUUCCUUCCAGUCGCGCCUAGGUCUGGGGCGUUUAUUUACUUUUAUGUACGCAUGCGCAUUUCCAGAGACGAAAACAUGGCGGCUUAACAGUCCCGCCUUCCGACUCAGACCAUUGGUCAGAUCGGUCAGCGCGUUUUUGAUUGGUAGCUGGACGCCGAGCCCCGCUGCCUAUCAAAGAUGGCGGGAAAACGGCCGUAUCUUGGAAUGGCUGCGGCUACUGAUUCCUCCACCGGCAGCUGCUCGGGUGCUGUGCGGCUACCGCGGUCGCCGCCACUCAAGGUGCUGGCGGAGCAGCUGCGACGCGACGUGGAGGGCUCCCCAGGCGCGUGGCGGCUGUCGCGGGCGGCGGCGGGCCGCAGGCCUCUGGAGCUGGCGGCCGUAUGGAUGCAGGGCACCAUGGUGGCGGCGGACGGCGGCGAGGCACGGCUGCGGGACCCGAGCGGGGCCUUCUCGGUGUGCGGCCUGGAGCGGGUGCCGCGCGGGCGGCCCUGCCUGGUCCCAGGAAAGUAUGUGAUGGUGAUGGGAGUGGUGCAGUCUUGUAACCCGGAGCCAUGCCUUCAGGCUGUGAAGAUGACUGAUCUUUCCGAUAAUCCCAUCCACGAAAGCAUGUGGGAACUGGAAGUGGAAGAUUUACACAAGAACAUUCCUUAGAUGACAUUGGAACCGUCAUUAAAAACAACCUUCACUCUGAAAUGA
Messenger RNA from Chinchilla lanigera (long-tailed chinchilla), 727 nucleotides. It is a transcript of the gene Rmi2, whose product is annotated as RecQ mediated genome instability 2. The record is from RefSeq and is a predicted model, not a curated record. The coding region runs from base 209 to 682 and encodes 157 amino acids. The transcript is spliced from 2 exons. Gene Ontology annotation, biological process: maintenance of rDNA; DNA repair; regulation of sister chromatid segregation. Gene Ontology annotation, cellular component: nuclear speck; cytosol. NCBI's taxonomy places the organism in Eukaryota, Metazoa, Chordata, Mammalia, Rodentia, Chinchillidae.